Rhinocladiella mackenziei CBS 650.93 is the source of this 2418-nucleotide messenger RNA. RefSeq lists its product as uncharacterized. NCBI's taxonomy places the organism in Eukaryota, Fungi, Ascomycota, Eurotiomycetes, Chaetothyriales, Herpotrichiellaceae. The coding region runs from base 1 to 2418 and encodes 805 amino acids. The transcript has 6 exons. The record is from RefSeq and is a predicted model, not a curated record.
AUGGAGCCUUUCAGCUACGCAGAAUGGCAGCGCCUCAAGAGUUUCCACCUCGAACUCGGACUGAUAGGAAUGGGUUUCUUUGUCCUCGUGACCAUUCUGGCGUGCCUUUUGUAUAAGCUUGGCGGCCAUUUCAUCCUCGAGAAACUCAUCGCACAUCCCUACGUCAGAUUUGUCUAUGUCUGUCUUUUGAAGCCCCACGACAAGCAGACGGAUGCCGGACAACAACGCGCUCUCGAAUCCUUCUAUUCCGCACAGGCACACGUCUACGAUGCUACCAGGAAGCGCCUCUUGCAGGGCCGAGAAGACAUGUUGGCCGUUUUGAUUGCCAAGCUGCAGGCACGGAUGGCAUCAAAGGGAGGUCAAAAACCCGUUUGGUAUGAUAUUGGGGGCGGCACCGGCUACAAUAUCGAGGUCAUGGACAAAAUGGUGGGUAUCGAGGGCUUCUUUGACCAUGUCUUCCUUGUCGACCUGUCCACUUCGUUGUGCGAGGUUGCAAAUGAACGCGUCCGCCAGAAUGGCUGGAAGAAUGUUACCGUGCUCUGUCAAGAUGCCAGGUCGAUCGCUUGCAACCCUUCAUCGGCCGAUUUGAUCACGAUGAGCUACAGCUUAUCUAUGAUUCCAGAUUUUUACAGUGUUAUCGACAUGAUCUCAGGCCUUCUAUCUCCCAGCGGUGUCAUUGGUAUCUGCGAUUUCUACGUUCAGAGCAUCGUGGACAUUUCCUCAAGGAACUACAUCGGCGGAACCUUUAACCGUCAUGUCAAUUGGGUUGGGCGGAUGUUCUGGAGAACAUGGUUUGAUGCUGAUCGAGUCAAUCUUGACGGCGGUCGGAGAGACUACGUCGAGUAUCGGUUUGGCACCAUUCUCUCCACGAGCGAACGCAACUAUCUUCUAGGAGGUAUUCCCUAUUAUAUCUUCAUUGGAUGCAGAAGAGACGCCGAAACUUUUGCUGAACAUGGCCACGAAGCCCUGGAGAAGCUCGAUGCGGCUCUGACCGAAUCGCCAUAUUUGUCUCCCAUGAAAUUCCGCGAACAAAGAGCUUUGGACGCUCAACAGAACAUCCCUCGAUCGAAAUCAUAUGAAUCCGCUAUUGUGAACUUGAGCUCUAACCUUCCACUGCCGGCAGCAUUCUACCAACAACACCACUGGAGAAUUUACUAUAACGACCUUCUGCAGAAGCAUCAACAAUUCGGCAAUGAAUACAUCUACGCCUUCAAUUGGGAGGAUCCCAAAGUUGACCGUCAGCUUCUGAAUAUCACCCAAGACGACGUCAUUCUCGCCAUCACCAGCGCCGGAGAUAAUAUUCUAGACUACCUCCUCGAAAAGCCAAAGCGAAUUCACGCCGUCGAUCUCAAUCCCAACCAGAACCAUCUCCUCGAGCUCAAAGUGGCGGCUUUCACUGCUCUCCCCCACAGCGAUGUCUGGCAAUUAUUCGGAGAGGGUCAGCACCCUGAUUUUCGCAACCUUCUCCUUCAAAAACUGAGCCCUCACAUGUCUAGCCAAGCGUUCCAAUAUUGGCUUAACAAGGCCUAUAUCUUUACGUCUCCGGGCGGACUUUAUGAGAGCGGCGGUUCAAGACAUGCUAUCAAGCUUGUUCGAUGGCUGUUCAAGCUGUUUGGAUUGACGACCAAAGUGCGAACGAUUUGCAAAGUGGAGACGUUAAAUGAGCAACGGGAGAUUUGGCCCUAUAUUAGGAGUUUAUUGCUGAGCUGGCCUCUGCACAAGGCGGUUGUCUCGACAGAAUGGUGGGCAUGGAAAGCCGCAGGUGUUCCUCCCGCUCAACAUGCACUCAUAAUCAAUGACUAUGCUCGGAGGACAAAUCUCCCGAAGACGAAGAAGCUCUUUGGCGAAGCCGUUUGGCAAUACGUUGUCGACACCUUGGAUCCGGUGGUGGAAACAACUCAAAUCAGUAGAGAUAAUUACUUCUACUAUCUCUGCCUGCAAGGGAAAUUUUCAAGGAAGUGUCAUCCUCGUUAUUUGGGGGUUAAGGCCCACGCCACGCUCUCGAGACCAGACACUUUCGACGGGCUACGCAUUCACACAGAUGAAAUCAUGGAAGUCAUUGCACGGAUCAGCCCGUCCACCUUGACUAUCGCCAUCCUCAUGGACUCGAUGGAUUGGUUCAAUCCUCUAGAAAACGCCGCCCUAGAGCAAGUCAUUGCCCUAAACAAGGUUCUCAAACUCGGUGGUCGUGUCCUCUUCCGCUCCGCCGCUCUUCGGCCUUGGUACACUCAGAUCUUUGAGAAGCAUGGCUUUGAAACCAAAUGUGUAGGAAGACGGGAUUCAGGGAAGUGCAUCGACCGCGUAAAUAUGUACGCUUCCACCUGGAUCUGUAUCAAGAAGACCGACAUCACGACCAGCCCCGUGAUCAACUCCAAAAAGAUGAGCACGGCAGGUUCGUUGGAUGAGCUGCAAAUAUGA